Molecule: messenger RNA, 480 nt
Organism: Closterium sp. Naga37s-1
Lineage: Eukaryota; Viridiplantae; Streptophyta; Zygnematophyceae; Desmidiales; Closteriaceae
Source: the annotation of a GenBank genome assembly
AUGGCCGCUUCUCCUGCAGCCCUGCUUCCGCUUCUCGUCCUCGCCGUCAUCUGCGGCGUGGCCGAGGGUGACAGUAGCACAGGCAGCGCAGUGGACGCGAGUGUACACGUGGCAACGCAGGAGGGCACAGGCGGGGCGGUGGACGCGAGUGGUUACGUGGCAACGCAUCAGGGCACAGGCGGGACGGGGAGUGACAGCAGCACAGGUGGGGCGGUGGAAGUGAGGGUCCACGUGGCAACUGUGAUCUCGGUGCUGGGUGUGAGCCUCCCCGUCAGCUUCGACGCCCUCCGCUGCUUCAGCCUUCCCCGGGCGGCGCGCAAGGCGGCGGGUGACGUGCAGGUGUGGUGGCACGGGCUCACGGGCGGCGGCAAGGGCGGCGGCACGGGCGGCAGCAGGGGCGGCGGCAACGGCGGGGGCGCAGCGUGCAAGCAACUCAAGUUUUUUUGCCAACCCAGCCUGGAAGGGCAAGGCGCUGAAUGA